Cetraspora pellucida is the source of this 717-nucleotide messenger RNA. NCBI's taxonomy places the organism in Eukaryota, Fungi, Glomeromycota, Glomeromycetes, Diversisporales, Gigasporaceae. The record is from the annotation of a GenBank genome assembly.
AUGAAACGUUGUAGUAGUUGCAAAAAUUUUUUACCUGAAACCGUAUUUAAAAAAAUUAAAGCAACGUUAUCAAAAACUUGUAAUCAAUGUUUGGAUUAUCGAAACCAUAAAAAUUGUGAAAUUCGAAAAUUAAAAAAAAUUUCUCAAGAUAAUAAUUAUAUAUUUAAUAAUGAUGAUGUUGAAUUGGCUGAGAUUCAUAUUAAUCAAUUAUUACAAUUUGUUGAAGAAUUUGUUGCCAAUAAGGAAAAUAAGGAGUUUGAGCUAAAUAUAUUAUUUAAUAUUAAUGAAAAGAUGAAUUCAAUUACUCAAGUUGCUAAAAAAUUACAUAAAAUAAUUGGAGAUAGUGAUGGUUAUAAAUGGAACUUUUGGAAAGCUAAUUAUUCAACUUGUCUUCCUGACCAAAAAGGAACAAUAUAUUAUUAUUGCAGUCAAUCUGCAAUUUUAAAUAAAUUUAAAAAUUCUAAUAGAAAACGAAUUACAAAAUUUAAAUGUAAUGGGCAGCUUAUUAUUCGCAUUAAUAUGAUAAAUUCCAAAGCUUAUAUUAAAGUCAAGCAUUUAUUAUAUCAUGAGCGUCCUGCUAUUUCUACUGGUGUUCCAAAGGAAAUAAUUGCUGAAAUAAAUCAAAAUUAUCAUCUUGAUUCUUUACAACUUCAUUCUUAUCUAUCUACAUAUUUUGAUUUACAAGAUAUUACACCUAAACAAAUUUAUUAUUGGUGA